UUGGGGGGAGUCGCCGCUGCUGCUGCUGCGGUCAUGUUUCCUCUCAAGCCCCCCAAGGCCACCUUCAAGUCGUACCUCCUGCCUCAGACUGAAGACAAGAUAGCACCGGAGCCCAGACUUAAAAAAUUGGAGCCAGUUCUUUUGCCAGGUGAAAUUGUGGUGAAUGAAGUGAACUUUGUGAGGAAAUGCAUUGCAACAAAUACAAGUCAGUAUGAUUUGUGGGGAAAGCUGGUUUGCAGCAACUUCAAGAUAUCCUUCAUUACAGAUGAUCCUAUGCCACUUCAGAAAUUCCAUUACAGAAACCUUCUCCUGGGAGAACAUGAUGUUGCUCUAACAUGCAUUGAGCAGAUAGUGACAGUAAAUGACACAAAGAGGAAACAGAAAGUUCUCGGCCCCAACCAAAAGCUUAAAUUUAACCCUACAGAAUUAAUAAUUUACUGCAAAGACUUUCGUAUCGUCAGAUUUCGUUUUGAUGAAGCAGGACCCGAAAGUGCAAAAAAGGUGUGCCUUGCAAUAGCUCAUUAUUCCCAGCCAGCAGAUCUUCAGCUCCUCUUUGCAUUUGAAUAUGUGGGCAAGAAAUACCAUAAUCCAGCAAAAAAAGUGAAUGGAAUAGAUCCUGGAGGAGGUGGUGGCGGUGGCCAGCUGACUCCAUUGUUUGAGACAUACUCUGACUGGGAUAGAGAGAUCAAGAGAACAGGAGCAUCAGAAUGGCGUGUAUGUUCAGUGAAUGAAGGCUACAUGAUAGCUACCUGUCUUCCAGAAUACUUCGUUGUGCCAUCAUCUUUGGCGGAUCAAGAUCUCAAGCAGUACUCCUACUCCUUCACUGGAAGACGGAUGCCAAUGUGGUGCUGGAAUCACUCCAAUGGAAGCGCACUUGUGAGAAUGGCCAGCAUUAAAGACCAGUUGCAACAGCGAAAAAUAGACCAACGGAUUUGCAAUGCUGUCACUAGAAGCCAUCCACAAAGAAGUGAUGUUUACAAAUCUGAUUUGGACAAGAGUCUGCCAAAUAUCCAAGAAAUCCAGGCCGCCUUUCUCAAACUCAAGCAAUUGUGUGUCAAUGAACCUUUUGAAGAAACAGAGGAGAAAUGGUUGUCUUUACUGGAUAAUUCACAUUGGCUAGAGUAUGUGAGACUUUUCCUGAAGCAUUCCGCAGAGCUUGUAUACAUGUUGGACUGUAAGCAUAUUUCAGUAGUUUUACAUGAGGAGGAAGGUCGCGACCUGAGCUGCUGUGUGGCUUCGCUCAUUCAAGUGAUGCUGGAUCCCUAUUUCCGGACCAUUGCUGGUUUCCAGAGCCUGAUUCAGAAGGAGUGGGUCAUGGCAGGAUACCCGUUUCUAGAUAGGUGUAACCAUCUGAAGAAAUCCGACAAAGAGUCUCCCUUAUUUUUGAUGUUCCUGGACUGUGUCUGGCAACUGCUGGAGCAAUACCCAUCCGCCUUUGAAUUUUCUGAAGCUUACUUGACGAUAUUGUACGACAGCACGCGGAUCUCGCUGUUUGGUACCUUCCUCUUCAACUCUCCACAUCAGAGAGUGAAGCAAAGCACGGAAUUUGCCAUAAGCAAAAACAUCCAGCUGGGUGAUGAGAAAGGCCUCAGAUUUCCUUCUGUUUGGGAUUGGUCUCUUCAACACACUGUGAGGGAUCGUAUGCUAUUCCACAACCCCUUGUACAUUGGGAAGAGUGCACCAUGUGUGCACAAUGGGGCUGUCAAAUACUUUAAGCGAUCAAAGAAGAACUACAGUUCAACACUCAGGGGCCUCCCGCCAUCCCUGAAGAACGGUAUUAUCAGCGAGCAAGACUUUCUUCCAAGAAGAAAUUCCCUAAUACUAAAACUGAAACCAGACUUUCUUCACCAUACAGAUAACACCGCCAAUGGCAUGGAGCAAUAUUUCAGAGAGUGGUUUUCUAAGCCAGUCGACCUGCAUGGUGUAAUCCUGCCCCAUCUCUCUGGAACACAAAUCAAACUCUGGAAACUCUGUUACUUCCGCUGGAUCCCUGAGGCCCAGAUCAACAGUGGUGGCUUCAUAACUGCCUUCCAUAAAAUCUCUUUAUUAGCAGAUGAAGUCGAUGUUCUGAACCGGUGCCUGAGGCAACACAGCGGUACACCACCUUUGCUCACUAACACUUCUGAACUCGAUCAAAGCCGGAUGUACUUUAGAGCAAACGGGCUCAAUGAUUCUUCCACAACCCCCGAUUUCCUUUCUUCCUCUUUCCCAUUUUCUCCUGUGGGGAAUCUCUGCCGACGGAGUAUUUUGGGAACACCACUGAGCAAAUUCUUAAGUGGUGCCAAAAUCUGGUUGUCCACAGAGACACUUGCCAAUGAAGACUGAUGUCUUUAGAGACAUAGAAGGGAGACAAGGAGCAGAGACUGACGCAUCAUUUUUUGCAGCACACUGCUAACCACAGCACCUGAAACUGUAAUAGCUUUAUAUACUAAGGUUACUUAGGUUUUGCACAAAGUA
Molecule: messenger RNA, 2457 nt
Organism: Lacerta agilis (Sand lizard)
Lineage: Eukaryota; Metazoa; Chordata; Lepidosauria; Squamata; Lacertidae
Gene: MTMR10
Product: myotubularin related protein 10
Exons: 16
Coding region: 34-2325 (763 amino acids)
Source: RefSeq, a predicted model, not a curated record